Molecule: messenger RNA, 693 nt
Organism: Oryza sativa Japonica Group (Japanese rice)
Lineage: Eukaryota; Viridiplantae; Streptophyta; Magnoliopsida; Poales; Poaceae
Source: RefSeq, a predicted model, not a curated record
AUGGGUCACCUAGUCGCAUCGCCGUCGCCUCCAUCCUCCCACCACGAUAGCCUUGCUGCCGCUGCGCACCACCCAUGCCGUGCUUGCACCACGGCACCAUCCGCGCCGACCUUCCACGGCCCCUGUCAGUCUUCCACCGCCACCUCGCUGCACCGGAGGCCCCCAGAGCCUCCGGGCACGCCUCUAAUCACCACCGUGCCCGCCUACUACCACCAUCCGCUGCUCCCAGUCGGCUCCUCUCCAUCCCCGCCGCCGUCUCCGCUUGCCUCCCACCGACGGCGACGCGGGUGUGCGCCCACCGUCGACGUCGUCGUCAUCGCGCCCUUCUACCUCCAGACGUCGCCCCCGCCACCUCCACGCUGCCGCGUCUCGCUGCCGCCGGCUCGAGGGUUGGCUCCCCGUGCGACGCUCGGGGAGGCCGCCCUUACACCUCGGACGUCCGCCGCCUCCACGCCGCCACGCCCUGACACCGUUGUCUCGAGGGGAUCCGGGCGGAAGGCGGCCGGAUUUGGGCCAUCCCACCACCUUCACGUCCACACCGCCACCGAAGCCCACGUCGCCACCUCCACGCAGCCUCGCCACCGCCACCACCGGAUUUGGACGGGAGGGUGCCGGAUCUGGCCGGCGGCGCCGCCUCGCCGUCGUGGCGUCUCCCGUACGGUCGGAGUCGUGGGCGUGAACUACGCGACCUAG